AUUGAAAGCUGGAACAAGCACGACCAGAAGCUGUUUGACGCCGUUGAGAAAGGGGACGUGACCCGAACAUCUCUUUUUGCCUCGAGGAAGACAGCCCACCCCACCAAGCUCAACGCCCUGGGACAAUCUGCGUUCCAUCUGGCAGCUUCCAAGGGACUCACAGAGUGCCUCACCAUCCUGCUCACCCAUGGGGCCGACGUCAACGAUAAGAACGAGGAUGGCAGCACAGCUCUGCACCUGGCCACCAUCGCUUGCCAGCCCCAGUGCGUGAAAGUCCUCCUCCAG
Messenger RNA from Notechis scutatus (mainland tiger snake), 285 nucleotides. The record is from RefSeq and is a predicted model, not a curated record. NCBI's taxonomy places the organism in Eukaryota, Metazoa, Chordata, Lepidosauria, Squamata, Elapidae.